CUCCUGCUUGGGAGGCAGAUUCUUUACCACUGAACCACAAGGGAAGCUGCUAAAUUCCUGUUGAUUGAACGAAUGAGUAAGUGGGUCCCUGGGCCCCGCUGCAGACUUCUCUCACUGGCUUGUUUUUCUCCUCCUCCCAGUUUGCCCCGGGCCCCAGCCUUGCCUGGACACCCUGGCGCUGCCCGGUGCGUGACGCCAUGGGCCUGCGGCUCCCGAUCCUGCUGCUCCUGCUGUGCUGUGUCUCCGGCCUGCCUUUCUACAACGGCUUCUACUACUCCAACCGUCCCAACGGCCGGAACCUGGCCAAUGGCUACAGCGAAGGCAUCUUCAGUGGAGUGAAGCUGGUGGUAGAGACGCCGGAGGAGACCCUGUUCUCCCACCGAGGUGCCAACGUGACCCUGCCCUGCCGCUACCACUACGAGCCGGCCCUGGCCUCUCCGCGGCCCGUGCGCAUCAAAUGGUGGAAGCUGUCGGAGAAUGGGGUCCCGGAGCAGGACGUGCUGGUGGCCAUUGGGCUGAGACAGCGCACCUUUGGGGACUACCGAGGCCGGGUGUACCUGCGGCAGGACAGAGCGCGGGAAGUGUCGCUAGAGAUCCGGGACCUGCGGCUGGAGGACUAUGGGCGCUACCGCUGUGAGGUCAUCGAUGGGCUGGAGGAUGAGAGCGGCCUGGUAGAGUUGGAGCUUCGGGGUGUGGUCUUUCCUUACCAGCACCCCCAAGGGCGCUACAAGUUCAACUUCCAUGAAGCCCAGCAGGCCUGUGAGGAGCAGGACGCGGUGGUGGCCUCCUUCGAGCAGCUGUUCCGGGCCUGGGAGGAGGGCCUGGACUGGUGCAACGCAGGCUGGCUGCAGGACGCCUCAGUGCAGUACCCCAUCACGCAGGCCCGGCACCCCUGUGGAGGCCUGGGCCUGGCCCCCGGUGUGCGCAGCUACGGCCCGCGCCACCGCCGCCUGCACCGCUACGACGUCUUCUGCUUCGCUGUUGCCCUCAGGGGGCAGGUGUACUACCUGGAGCACCCUGAGAAGCUGACGCUGACAGAGGCAAGGGAGGCCUGCCGGGAAGACGGCGCUCAGAUCGCGAAGGUGGGCCAGCUCUAUGCCGCCUGGAAGUUCCGUGGCCUGGACCGCUGCGAUGCUGGCUGGCUGGCAGAUGGCAGUGCCCGCUACCCUGUGGCUCACCCACGUUCCAACUGUGGGACCCUGGAGCCUGGGGUCCGAAGCUUUGGCUUCCCAGACCCACACAGCCGCAAGUAUGGUGUCUAUUGCUACCGGCCGCGCUAGCGCCAGGGUCUCAGCUCUGUUCCCGCCCCUGCCCCCUCCCCUUGCGGGCUGUAUUUAUUGAGUAGUUCAUAUUCCCUUGCAGGUUGGGGCAAUUUUCAUCUUGGUUUUAUACUUUCCAACUUAAAAUUUUUUUAAAUAUUAUUUUUUGGGUAAAUCCCACAGAUCCCAAAUCAUCCCUUUACUCAGGUGGACACCCAAAGGCUCUCACCCUCCCUGAAUCCUCCUGCCUGGCUCCUCCGGGAUGUUUGAGGUCCUUGGGCUCAUGAGAGCUCUCUGCCAUCGCUGAGUCCAUCCCCUCUCCUGGCCCUGGGGAGGCUGCUCUCAGAGCCAGCAGUAGCAGGGGCUCCCAGAGGAGCCAGGGCUGCGACCUGUCCUCUGCCUCUGCCUGGGGAUGAGAGGGCAGCCGGGGGGCUCUGGAGCUGGGGUUCGGGCCUGGUUGUCUCCUGCCCCUCGUACUUCUUUGGGGAGCAGCUGGCCCGCGUCAGCACGACAGAGGAGCCUGGGCAGGAAGCGGGUCCCUGGGCUUCCAUGUGACGUCCCAGGGAAGGAAGAGAGUUCCCUCCCCAUAUUUUCCUUCUCUCUUGGCUCCAAAGAGUCCGUGUUUUGUUCUCAUUUUCCCCUGUUUGGUGAGUGGCCCUCGGGUCUGUGUACUAUUUUGGACAAUAAAUGGUGCUGUGACCCCUCCCUCCAUCC
Molecule: messenger RNA, 1973 nt
Organism: Odocoileus virginianus texanus
Lineage: Eukaryota; Metazoa; Chordata; Mammalia; Artiodactyla; Cervidae
Source: RefSeq, a predicted model, not a curated record